AUGCCUAUCCUUAAGAACCUUCCAGGGAGGACCAGGAAUAACCAUGGGAACAGUGAACUCAUCCUGCCCAGGUUAAACUUGGACCUGAGUCCCUUCGAGGAGGUGGACCUGGAGGAGGAGAGGAAUGAGGGCGACCCCCCCAUUUUGGGGGGCCGGGGAGCAAAACCCCUCCAGUGCAGGUUGUCGCGUGAUGGGGAAGAGGAGGAGAAUGAGGUGAACAUGGAGAGGCACGGCCCCGGGGCCCCUAAAGGAGGAGGAGGAAGGCCCCUGAGGGGGACUCUGGAGCGGUUAUGCGGCUCUUCGCCCCUGAAGACCCUGGGGAAGCUGGGGAAGGGGCUGCGUAUGUCGGGGUGCAGCGUGUGGGGGACCAGCCCGUCCCUGCGAAGUCCCACGGACCCCCACUCGCCCCCGCCAGAGAAAGAGAAGAGGAAGGGCCUCCGCAGGAGCUCAGAGGAUAUCAUGACCCUGCUCCGGUAAGGGGGAGGAGGCAUGCUGAUCUAAGAUCAGAUGCCAUUUAGAUCAAAAUGAAAAAGAUAGCAUGGACAGGGAGGACCAUUUCCACUCUGAAACACUUUAUAAAUACGGGCCCAGAGCCACAGAUUAACAUAAAUGUAAUCUCUAUACAGUGAGGGAAAAAAGUAUUUGAUCCCCUGCUGAUUUUGUACGUUUGCCCACUGACAAAGAAAUGAUCAGUCUAUAAUUGUAAUGGUAGGUUUAUUUGAAUAGUGAGAGACAGAAUAACAACAACAAAAAAUCCAGAAAAACACAUGUCAAAAGUGUUAUAAAUUGAUUUGCAUUUUAAUGAGGGAAAUAAGUAUUUGACCCCUCUGCAAAAUAUGACUUAGUACUUGGUGGCAAAACCCUUGUUGGCAAUCACAGAGGUCAGACGUUUCUUGUAGUAGGCCACCAGGUUUGCACACAUCUCAGGAGGGAUUUUGUCCCACUCCUCUUUGCAGAUCUUCUCCAAGUCAUUAAGGUUUCGAGGCUGACGUUUGGCAACUCGAACCUUCAGCUCCCUCCACAGAUUUUCUAUGGGAUUAAGGUCUGGAGACUGGCUAGGCCACUCCAGGACCUUAAUGUGCUUCUUCUUGAGCCACUCCUUUGUUGCCUUGGCCGUGUGUUUUGGGUCAUUGUCAUGCUGGAAUACCCAUCCACGGCCCAUUUUCAAUGCCCUGGCUGAGGGAAGGAGGUUCUCACCCAAGAUUUGACGGUACAUGGCCCCGUCCAUCGUCCCUUUGAUGCGGUGAAGUUGUCCUGUCCCCUUAGCAGAAAAACACCCCCAAAGCAUAAUGUUUCCACCUCCAUGUUUGACGGUGGGGAUGGUGUUCUUGGGGUCAUAGGCAGCAUUCCUCCUCCUCCAAACAGGGCAAGUUGAGUUGAUGCCAAAGAGCUCCAUUUUGGUCUCAUCUGACCACAACACUUUUACCCAGUUCUCCUCUGAAUCAGUCAGAUGUUCAUUGGCAUACUUCAGACGGGCAUGUACAGUGAGCUCCAUAAUUCAUUGGACAGUAACCAUUUUUUUGUUAUUUUAGUUCUGUACUCUAGCACUUUGAGUUUGAAAGGAUAAAAUGACAAUGAGGGUGAGGUGCAGACUGUCAGCUUUAAUUUAAUGGUAUUUUCAUACAUAUCGGAUGAAUCAUUUAGAAAUGACAGCACCUUUUGUACAUGGUCCCCCAUUUUAAGGUACUACAAGUAUUUGUUAAAUUGGCUUCACAGAUGUGUGUCAUUAGGCAGGUGUAUUAAUUUGUGUCGUUAGUGAAUGCAGGAGAGCUGUUGAUGAAUAGUAUUGAUUCUAGACUUUGCUAUUGCCUUUGGAGGUUGUUGUUGGGGUGUGACAACAUGAGGAAGACAGCAGUGUCGAUGCAAAUGAAGCUGGCCGUCAUAAGGCUCAGAAAUGAAAAUCAAUCAAUCAGGAACAUUGCAAAAAUCCUGGCCAUGCCCAAGUCAACAGUUUGGUUCAUCAUUAACAAGAAAAAAACAACCGGUGAACUCAAUUAUGUCAAAAGACCCGGUAGACUGAGGAAGACCACUGUAGUGGAUGACCGGAGAAAACUCUCUAUGGUGAAGAAAACCCCCCUGACAACAGCCCAACAGAUCAAAAACACUCUCCUGGAUGCAGGUGUAGAUGUGUCAAAGUCUACCAUACGUAGAAGACUACACCAGCAGGACUACAGAGGGUACACUACAAGAUGCAAACCACUGAUAAGCCUGAAGAACAGAAAGGCGAGAUUACAGUUUGCUAAAAAGCACCUAAAAGAGCCCCAAGAGUUCUGAAAAAAAGUAUUGUGGACAGAUGUGACAAAGAUUAACAUGUACCAGAGGGAUGGAAAGAGGAAAGUGUGGAGAAAAAAAAGAAAUUCCCAUGAUCCAAAGCAUACCACCUCAUCCGUGGAGGGGGUGUUAUGGCUCGGGCCUGUAUGGCUGCCAGUGGAACAGGCUCACUUGUCUUUAUCGAUGAUGUGACUGCAGACAGAAGUAGAACAAUGAAACAGAAAUAUUUUAUCUGCUCAGAUAAAACCAAAUGCCUCCAAACUCAUUGGACGGCACUUCAUCAUGCAACAAGACAAUGACCCUAAACAUACUGCUAGAGCAACAAAUGGGUUUUUGAUGGCCAAAAAGUGGAAAAUCCUUAACUGGCCGAGUCAAUCACCGGAUCUGAAUCCAAUUGAACAUGCAUUUUACAUGCUGAAGAGGAGACUGAAGGCAAUAAGUCCCCAAAAUAAGCAGGAACUGAAGAUGGCUGCAGUACAGGCCUGGCAGAGCAUCACCAGGGAAGAUACCCAGCGUCUGGUGAUGUCAAUGCAUCGCAGACUUCAAGCAGUCAUUGCAUGCAAAGGAUAUGCGACCAAAUAUUAACAAUGAUUACUUUAUUCUACAUUAUGUUAAACUGUCCAAUGUUUUUUGAUGCCCGAAAAAGGUACAAAAGCUUCUAUAAUUUCUAAACGGUUCAUCCGAUAUGUAUGAAAAUACCCUCAAAUUAAAGCUGACAGUCUACACUCCACCCUCAUUGUCAUUGUAUCCUUUCAAACUCAAAGUGCUAGAGUACAGAACCAAAAUAACAAAAACAUGGUCACUGUCCAAUGAAUUAUGGAGCUCACUGUAUAUGUGCUUUCUUGAGCAGGGGGACCUUGCGGGCGCUGCAGGAUUUCAGUCCUUCACGGCGUAGUGUGUUACCAAUUGUUUUCUUGGUGACUAUGGUCCCAGCUGCCUUGAGAUCAUUGACAAGAUCCUCCCGUGUAGUUCUGGGCUGAUUCCUCACCGUUCUCAUGAUCAUUGCAACUCCACGAGGUGAGAUCUUGCAUGGAGCCCCAGGCCGAGGGAGAUUGACAGUUAUUUUGUGUUUCUUCCAUUUGCGAAUAAUCGCACCAACUGUUUUCACCUUCUCACCAAGCUGCUUGGCGAUGGUCUUGUAGCCCAUUCCAGCCUUGUGUAGGUCUACAAUCUUGUCCCUGACAUCUUUGGAGAGCUCUUUGGUCUUGGCCAUGGUGGAGAGUUUGGAAUCUGAUUGAUUGAUUGCUUCUGUGGACAGGUGUCUUUUUUCACAGGUAACAAGCUGAGAUUAGGAGCACUCCCUUUAAGAGUGUGCUCCUAAUCUCAGCUCGUUACCUGUAUAAAAGACACCUGGGAGCCAGAAAUCUUUCUGAUUGAGAGGGGGUCAAAUACUUAUUUCCCUCAUUAAAAUGCAAAUCAAUUUAUAACAUUUUUUCUGGAUUUUUUUGUUGUUAUUCUGUCUCUCACUGUUCAAAUAAACCUACCAUUAAAAUUAUAGACUGAUCAUUUAUUUGUCAGUGGACAAACGUACAAAAUCAGCAGGGGAUCAAAUACUUUUUUCCCUCACUGUAUGUGCCUAUAGAAAGUCUACACCCCCUUGGACCUUUUUUCACGUUUUGCUGCCUUCAACUGUAAUCAAAAAGGGAUUAAAUUAGAUUUUUUCCCCCUGCAGAUCUACACAACCUAGUCCACAUUUUCAAAGUCAAAGAAAGUUAGACAUUUUUCCAAAUUAUUAUUAUAUAUCUUUUUUUUUACAAAUAUGUCUUGAUUGUCUGCACACCCCAGAGUUAAUAGUUGGUGGAAGCAACUUUUGGCAGCCAUUACAGCUGUGAAUCAUUUGGAACAAGAUUCUACCAACUUUGCACAGCUCUUAGGGCAGCAUAUAUCCAUUGUUUUGCCAAUAUUGCUCAAGCUCAUUUAGUUUGGUUGGGAAUCAUUGAUGAACAGCAAUAUUGAAACCUUGUUUCUGAUUUUCAAGCAAUUUUAAGUCAGGACUGUGACUAAACCACUCAGGAGCACUCAACACCUCUUGGAAAGCUAUUCUAGUGUGUUUUGGCAUAAACAUUUGUGUAAUUGUCUCUCUGAAAAAUAAGACUAUCCCAGGGUUGGGUUUUCAAAAGACUGAGGCGGGUUUUCCUCUAACUUUUUACCUGGGCUUUGCUAUUUAUUUUGAUCCUGACAGACUCCCCAGUCCCUGCCAAUGACAAGCAUACCCAUAAAAAAAACAAAUGUAAUCCAUUUUUAGAUAACAUUUGAAGGUAGCAAAAUGUGAAAAAAGUUCAAGGGGGUGUAGACUUUCUAUAGGCACUAUAUGACUAAGUUAGAAACUAUUUUGUAGAGACCAAAGAGCUUUGAUUGUGUUCCAUUAAUUACUGAUUUGCUUGGCAAUCCAAUCCCACUAAUUUUUAAGAUUUUCCUGUUACCGGGUAGCACUGUGACUCCCUAUGAAGCUGUAACGAAAUGACGGAAAUGCUCACAGCAUAUAGCAUAAUCAUUUCCUAAUUGGUUAUGUAAUGUAAAAAUUCACCAUGAGUUAUGUAUGGAACUGCUUUUUUUGCUAAUGCUAUCUUGUGUACCUAAGCACUGAGUGAAUGGCACUAUUUAUAACCGGGACAUUUUUUUCACUUUAACUGCUGCAGCCAGGGAAAGCCAGCCAUCAAAAAUUCCAAUCUGGAUUGCUUAGAGCAGGAAUGGGCAACUUUGAUGGGGGUGGGGGCCACAAGAAUCUGAACUCAUCAGUUUCUCGCAGGUCUGCGUAGCCACAUCCAUACCUCCUCCCAAAGUUGUUAGCUGACAUGGGCCAAUUGACUGACUAUCAGUGACUGACAUAACGAGAAAAACUGCUGAUGCACAACCAAAUGUCGAAAUUGCACCUUGUGUUGUACUAUUCUAACUCGCAACAGUAAGUUGAGACCCUGACUGAGUUCCUGGGAAAUUGAUCUGAAGGCCUUCAAAAGGGGGGCUGCGGCCCCCAGUUGCCCAUCCCUGGCCGAGAGCUACAAUCACCUCUCAAGCAUUUAAAUAACUGCUUAUUUAUAGCAUAUGAUGUCUAGUCUGGAUAUGGUAGUCACCUGUUAGCAUUGAACCUUACAGUAUUUGAUAACACUUAUGUAUCCCAUCCCCUUUAUUUUUGAGAUGGAACCUUAAUUUCCACAUAAUAUCUCUGACUCUGGGAAUCCACACUUGGCUCUUCUCCCUCUUCAAUGCCAUACUCUGAGGUUGACAGUGUAACGAGACAUAAUAUAGUUCCUAUCCUCUCCUGAUGGUUCUCUUCUGCUUGUAGAUUUGCAGGGCGGCGGAAGCAGACACAGCGUAGAGAAAGCCUGCCCUGCGGGGACCUGGGCGUCGACAGUGAGGCCGAGUCUCGCCGCCGGUCCUCCUUCCUCAGGAUGGUCAGCCUUGGCAAACUGAAGAGGGAGUCCCUGUCGGACCACAACUCCCAGGAGGCCGAGGAGGAGCUGGAGGAGGAAGAGCCAGUGGUCAAACCCAGGGAACCACUCUCAGGUAUACAAGGCACUCCAAAACAAACCAAUCAAGAGGGAAGAUCUGGUAUGUGUUCUGCUCGUCCAGCCAAUCACAGGGCACAUAAUCUGAAACCUCUGAAUCAUGUAAGGGUCAGUGCAGGUUACCUCUGUCCGUGGCAUGUCAGUCAGUGUUUUACGUUUCAGUGUUCACAUUACGAGUCCCACCUCACUUCAGUCUAUUAAGUCGGAACCUUAGGAACUUCCUGGUCAGCUCCUGCAGCACUUCCUCCCCCAAUCCCACGCUGCUCUCUGAUGAGCUGUGAGCAGUCCCCAGAUCCCCUCAGUCAUCGGGUUCAAUCAGCACCAGACUGUGAAAGCAGGAAAUGACCGCACUUCCUCUCACUGCUGAUCCCUUCAGAUAAAACUUCAUCCAGAGCUACUGUUCGCAGAGCUCCGUAGGGAGCAAUGCAGACAAGGGACAGUCAAAGGACAGUGUAGUACAUAGCAUGCCCACAACAAUCCAAAAGGCCAGGUCGAGAGACACUUAAUAUCACACAUACAGUAUCAGCACCCUUCAAUAUGUCAAUGUUGAUAUUUUACACACAAUAUAGCCUGAUGAAAACAUGUACUUUUUCUCCUCACUUACCCUACCCGUUCCUACCCACACGGUAAUACUCUGUACAAACCAAUAGACUAAACAGUAUGAAAGGGAUUCCUCUAUCUCUCCUUCCCUCAGUGCUGGAGAUCCUACAGCUGGUCAAUCAGAGGGACCUCCUCCUGGCCGACACACACAUCCAGGAGUUGGAGCACGAGUGCGAGCUGCUGGCCUUCCUGCCCCACCCCCCCACUCCUCCGUUGACGCCUCCCGGAGUGACCCCUCCCGGGUCCUUCGACAACCCUUCCAGCCCCAAUGCUUCACGGAACGCCAGCAGGCGCAAGGCUAAGGAUGUGGAGCUGCUGUAUGAGGCCCUGCAGAAGGAGAUGUGGGACGUGGUGAGGGAAUCCCUCCGCCAGCCCACGGCCGGGCCCAACCUGGGACUAGUGGUGCUGGUCAUUCAGCAGGAGGAGCAGGCUGACACUGCCCAGGCCCAGAGAGAGGAGACCCAGACCCAGCCCCUAAGGGAGGGCCUCCUGCCCCAUCAUAGCCAACGACCCCGUCAGCUCAAGCUGAAAUGGCGGCAGGCGGUGGCGGAGGCGGCAGACUGGAGCCUGCCCCAGCAGGUGGACACUCAGGCGGGGCAGCUAGCCUCUUACCUGGAGAGGUUAAAGGGACGCAUGGUGGACGACCUGGAUGCAGCACGGAGGAACGUGGUGUCGGUCUACCCGGAGGAGUUCCAGGCCUUCCAGGUGUAUGUACAGAGCUACCACCGGGCGGUGGCCCGACGCCUGAAAAUCAUUACCAGCUCCCAGCUUCAGAUCACUGACGUCUACUCUAUGCUGGACUGGUUCUACAACAUCUACAACAGGUCAGUGUCAACUCAUAACAUAACAACAUUAAAUGUAUACACUCUUAGAAAAGAAGGUACUACCUAGAACCAUAAAGGGUUAUUUAAUUGUCCCCAUAGGAAAACCCUAUGAAAAUGGGUGCGUUCGAGUGGAUCAGUUUUGUCAAGUCGGCAGUGGUUUAAAGGACUUAAGUAAAAAUACUUUCAAGUACUACUUAAGUAGUUUUUUUUGGUAUCUGUACUUUACUAUUUUAAUUUUUGACAACUUUUACUUAUACUUCAUUCCUAAAGAAAAUACUGUACUUUUUACUCCAUACAUUUUCCCUGACACCUAAAAGUACUCGUUACAUUUUGAAUGCUUAGCAGGACAGGAAAAUGGUCCAAUUCACGCACAAUUCAGAGAAACAUCCCUGGUCAUCUACUGCCUCUGAUCUGGUGGACUCACUAAACACAAAUGCUUUGUUUGUAAAUUAUGUCUGAAUGUUUGAGUGUGCCCCUGGCUAUCCGUAAAUAAAAAAAAAAACAAGAAAAUGGUGCCGUCUGGUUUGCUUAAUAUAAGGAAUUUGAAAUGAGUUAUACUUGUACAUUUACUUUUGAUACUUAAGUAAAUUUUAUCAAUUACAUUUACUUUUGAUACUUAAGUAUAUUUAAAACCAAAUACUUUUAGACUUUUACUCAAGUUGUAUUUUACUGGGUGACUUUCACUUUUACUUGAGUCAUUUUCUAUUAACAUAUCUUUACUUUUACUCAAGUAUGACAAUUGGGUACUUUUUCCACCACUGCAAGUCGGUGACCAUCGUUGGUCACUGCCUUUCAACGUGUGUUGCAUUAUGGGGAUAAACAUUUUCAGACUUGUGCCUACAUGUCGACUGCAUGAACUUUACAAAAACCAUGUGAUCAAAGGUUAUGAUGUUUUGACUGCAGUCAAGUGCACGUUUCUGCAGUUUCUCUUCACGAACUUCAUCCUGCAGCCAUCACCUGCAUUGUGGUAGGAUCCAUUGUCAACCAAUCAUUAGGGUGUUUUUGUUUGACUCACGUGAAAGUGACCAAAGACUUGACUGAAACAGGGACCAACUUUACUCUGAUUCCUUUGGUAUACAUUGGAUAUAUACAAAUGAAUGUAAUAUUUAUUUUCGCAUUACGUUUUCAUUAUUUCUAUUCAUAUAUUUAAAAACUCCCACCCCCCACCCUGCAAUCUGAUAGCAUAUGUACAAUCAAUCAUGAGAUAAACAAAAACAAAUGAAUAAAAAUACAUGAAAUAGUAGAAUAAUGAAUGAAUAAUACUGAAUAAUACUUCACAUUACAUACAUCAAAAAUUGUUACAAAUCAUAGUGUGGUGUCAAGACAACGAUGCUGAUAUGCUGUGAUGACAAGAAAUCCGCUGACACUGUCCUUGAUUAUAAUUGUUUAUUACAUCAAAGAUUACAGUAUCAAUUUACAGACUCCUGCAGAAAUCCGGAGAACAACUGACCCAAUCUCUAAUAUGUUAUUCCCCCGUCCAUUGUUCAAAACAUGGUAUUUAUAUCCUAUGUAACAUAAGAUGGGUGGUUUUUGAUAGACCAAUCCCUGGCCUCCACAUAUCUCCAAAUGUCCUCUAUUCCAAGAAGCCUAUGUAGUAAUGCUUUCCAGAUGUUUCAGCAAAGCAGAGUAAAGUUCAUCUAUCACACCAUUUGCAAACGUCAGCAAAAUCAUAGACUUUCAGAUACUACAUAUUUCCCCCCUUCGAGACUAAUUAAGUCUUGAAAACAAAAAUAAUAGGAUUAUGACAAAUAACUAUUUUUGUUCUUGAGUAACUUUAGCAAUAAACCAAAAUGUAUGGAGAGUAAACACAUUUUUAUAUAGACACAUUUUUGUAUGGAGUGUAAAUAAAUUGUUAUGGAGUGUAAAUAAAUUGUUAUGGAAUGUAAAUAAAUUGUUAUGGAGUGUAAAUAAAUUGUUAUGGAGUGUAAGAGCGAAAAACCUGUCUGACAGCUUUCAUUCCAAAUAUCCAUCAAUCAAUCAAGACAGGAAAAUUCUCUCACGGCCCCUCUGCCCCAGGCGACCACCUAAGUACUCCAGAUCAAUUCAUAAAUCUUUAUCAAUGCAUUUUAAGCUAUGAUUCAAUUGAAUACACAUGAAAACCUCAGAAAACAAAAUACAAUCAAAAAUGUCCACAUUCAGGCUGGUCGACCCAUCGGACCCUCCUGUGGAUUCUCUCUGUCCCUGCCUAGACCCAAUAUCCCUAAGCUUCAACGAAAUAAACAAAAACAUCUGAGGUCCCCACAUGCAUCCAACAACAGAAAACAUCAUUCUUCAAUAAUUAAUACAGAAAGAAUAUAACACUGGAAUGUAGUCCACUACACUGCAGCUCCUCCACAGUGUCGACUUUCAAUGCAACGUCGAUGAUGGAAUCUGAACAUUUCCACACCGUCCUUGUUCUACUUCCUCCAGUCCAUUCAUAUUGUCCAUGUUUGAGUAUUUGAAUCCCACUCUACACAUUCCCCAUAUACUUCUGGAAGAAAAGAAAACACCAACCAGUAUCUUUUUCAAAGCAACACAUGCAAAUUAAAACAUCAAUAUCAACAAUAAUAUAAAAAUGAUAUAUAAAAUGAAUCACAUUCCAUUUCCCCCCUUUGAUUCAUAAGAAAAUACUAAAUAUCACAAUAAUAUGAUUAUCCCACAAUCAGAUGUUCAAAAUUUCCUAGAGUUAUUUCAACCCUCGUUUUCAUAACUAAUUUUUUUCUAAUUUUUUUUCUGACUUUUCCCCAAUUUUUUCAAAAACCCUUUCACUGAUUUAUCCACAAAACUCUCUCCCACUAAUUUGAGGAUAUUUGAUCGGGAAGUCCCCACCUGCUUAUGACUUCUUUACACAAGAACCUAGCAACCGACUGAGCAUCUUUUCGCUUAGUUGGACAGGCCUCCAGCCAUCGUGAAAAUCUAUCUACAACCACCAACAUGUAUCUUUUCCCAUUAACUGAUUUUAUCACAUCAACAAAGUCGAUAACCAACUCACGCAUAGGACCUCUCUGUGUAGGAAUGUGACCAGGAAGAACAGUCACACCCCUGCGAACAUUAUUUUUCAGACAGAUUGUGCACCUGCCUAUGACAUAGUCAACCUGUUAAAGCAAAUAUGGUGCCCAAAAACCAUACUCCUUUGUGAUCUUUCUCCUAACCUCCCCCCUUGCAACAUGAGCUAACCCAUGUGCUUCCUGAAUCAUCAGACCUAAUAGGUCUAGAGGUGCUACUAUCAACCCCUCAUGGUUUCUCCAAAGACCACAAAGGAUUGUUACUCUGAUGAUUCUUUUUAUUUUUUUCAAAACACCUGUUUUCGAAAGUCCUUCAAUUUGUGGUUCAAUCCCUUGGAUUGCUUCAUCUUUCAAUGGAUACUGAUUCUUCCAAGGAGGUCUUGCUCCUGGUCGAAGUUCAACUUUCACCGGUUGGGCUGAUUUCACAAGUCCAAUAUCAGUACUGUGUUGAGACCACAAACAUUCUGGAACUUGUUGCAACAUCUCCUCUUUCAUAGGGUCUGAAUCAAUCUUCGCACUGCAAAUAGAUUAAUGUGUCAUCCGUACAGCUUGUGGCUCUCCUUGUCCUUGAGCCGAAAUCAUGAUUUUGAGAAAUCGCUGAUCUUCACUCCUCCAAAUCGCCAAAUUCUCUUUCAUUGGUACGAAAACAGCUUUCUCUGCUUCUGUCAUCAUUUCUCCUAUUUGCUUCUGCUCAUAGCCUUCAGAAACCAACAAGGUCAUAUGUGGCACACUCUUCUCAAUCUCAAAUUCUUUAUCCAGAUAAUCGUCUGUGUUUAUCUUCAUAGCUGCUGCUUGUGGUCCUAAAAUUAUGCAACAUGAGCUGAGUUGAACUUUCUUUGGUUGAUGACUCAACCAUUCCUCUGAGUUCGAUUGGGCAGCAUUCUUGAAAUACUUGAGCGUACAAUGAAAUGGAUAUUCCGGAAGCCUCGCAUCUGGCAUAUUUGCCACAAUGAAUUUCUCCCAUAUCUUAGCCUGCUUCAAAAAAUCUUCACUGAGAUUUCCAAUCCAGAAUACUGAAGAAGAAUCCAUCUCUGUCGUCAUCAACAAUUGGUAAACCUUUUCCUUUGGCACUUCUACCAGACAGCCGUCUGGUGUACAUUUUAUUGUACAGUUCAAUUUACACAAUGCAUCUCUUCCCAACAAUGCGAUAGGUAUAUGUUCCGAUACCAGUAUGGGUAUUGUAAUUUUCUGAUUUUCAUAGCAGAGCUCAUGGUUCCGUAAGAGGAAUCAGCUGUUUCACUCCCUCAAAUCCGAUUGUCCUAAUUAGUUGAUUGGACAUAGGGAGAUGUGUAGCAUCUUCAGGCCGAACACAGGUAAAAGCAGCUCCGCUAUCCGCCAUCACUUCCAAUGGUCGUUUGUUUACUUUCACCUCAAUUGUUGGAUCUUUUUCCGGUCCUGAUGCUACCAGCUGACACCCCCCUUUCGGAUCUUCUGGGCACCUCUAGAAUCCUUGCUCCGGGCCCCUAUAAGGGUUCACCGGUCCUCCAGAUGAUCUUGACUGGCCCCUGUAUCUUCCUCUGAAAUUUCCUCUGGUAUUUCCUCCUGGCCCAUUACACUCACGGGCAAAGUGACCAACCUGUCCACAAUUAUAACACACUUCUGAAGAUUGCUGGAACUAUGGCUUAAAUCUUCCUCCUCUUCCUCUUCCUAAGCCUUCUCGUCCUCUUCCUCUCCAAUUCUGUGUCUGUCCAGAAACUGGCUGUGGAUAUGAAACAACUGGUACUGCUAUUGGUGGCUGGUACAAUUGCGGUUGGAACUGGUUCGGUUGAAGCUGUGGCAGUGAUUGUUGAUUUGGUGCACACUGAUUCUGCAUAACCAAAGCUUGUUUCUUCUCCUUCUUAUUCUCCACCAGUUGUAUUUCAUUGAGUUUUCUGAGAGUUUCUUGGUCCUGUUCUUUCUGGUUGUGUUCCUUUUUCCGGUACAUAUCCACUUGAUGGGCUAUAUGAUCUGUAUAAACACCUUUUGUCAUGCUUCCAAGUCCAACCACCUCUGCCAGUUUGCUCCUUACUGGUGAGGGCAGUCCCAUCUGUAGUUUAGCUCUCAAAAUUGACUGCUCAAUUUGACUCACAUCGGGAUCAUUUCCGGUAAUAUUUCUCCACACUUGAUGAACUCUUGACACAUAGGCUCUCGGAUUUUCUUGUUGUCCUAGUGAGUCAAUCAGAAUGUUGUCAGGAUGCACAUUUGUUGGAAACGUAUCUUUCAGUGCUCUCCACAGCCUAUUUCUACUUGCAGCUAACAAAUCAGGUCAUUCACCGCAGUCCCCAUAUAUCGAUUAAGUCCAGCUCUCUGAAAAAUGUCUUCCAUACCUGGAAUCCCAAGGAGAUUAGCCAAAAGUCUCUUAAUGUCUCCUAUGGCAGACUGUGUUCCCACCGUAAUUUCUUCCAACUUUGAAAUCCAAGGAUAUGCUCCAUCUUGAAGAGUAGGCAGCUUCUCAAGUAUAUCUGACAUAUCAGUAUUCUACAAAGGCUUAUACUCCAGGUUCUGUCCUCGAAUUAUCACUGGCAUCAUCUUCUUACUUGUGCUCCCUUGUCUUGGCCUCAAUGUAUACCUCUUCUCCAAUCCUUGGGAUCCUUUUUUCAGCAGUUUUUUCUUCUGUAUCUUCAGCUUCUUGAGUUGUUCUUCCAGUUCUCUUACUUCUUCUAAAUUAUUUGCCUUAUCCAAGCAUGAUAUGCAUCGAUCUAUAUAUUUUUCUAUUUCUUCUGUGCUAGUCAUUGUAGGAUAAAAUCCUCUUGAAUAUGAAGCACCUUUAAUCUCCAAAUCUUCAUCGCUGUCUCCAUCUUCACUUUCAUCAGAACUCGAAUCUCUUGUAUUCUUCUUCUUCCAACUUCCAUCACCCCUUCUUUCCACUCUGGCCAACCUCUGUCUGAUCACAGGGUCAUAUCCACCCAUGAUUCUCUUCUGAAUCACUCUGAUCAUCAUCAUCAUCAUCUUCAAGUUCCAUCCUCCUGAACCUCACUCCACCCUUAGUUUCCAGACAUCUCGUUUUCUUCUUACUUUUGGAGUUUGGAUUCAUCUUUAUGGUCGUUUCUGCUUGUCCUCUCUCUAUUAUUUGUUCAUCUUCAUCUCUAAUGCAAUAAUCACCCUCCUGAAUGAUCACUGGAAGCUGAGGAUAGACGUCCUUCAACUCUACUUUUUUUAUCAGUUUUUGUCCUUCAUUUUCAAACAGCUUAAGAACACCCAGCUCUCUUUGUCUCUUUUCUUUACGUUGUUCCCCUUUUUCCCCCUUCUUUUGAUCUGCCUUAUAAGUCGACACAAGCACUUUUAUUAUGUUGAUGACGUCUGGUUUAAGAGUCCCUUCCACUGGCCAUGGUUGUUCAAUGUCAGGCCAACGUUUAUUCCAUUUUCCAGAUAACCUUGCAAUACCAUUAACUAGAGGAUUACUAUUUUGUACUACAUCAACAGGAGUAAUUACUUUUGUAGUUUUGAUGUCCUUUUUCCCCAUUGUAACAACUCUUUUAUAUUCCUUUAUUGUGAAUUAUUUUAUUAUUACUAUUUUAAAUAAUACAUUUGUAAACCCCAAAAACUUUUAGCUAUGUUGUUUAUCAAUCCCUCCAAUCUUUUUUUAAAAUUUUAAUUAAUUAAUUAAUUAAUUAAUUAAUCAAUUAAUUAAUUUAUCAAGAUAUAUAUUUUAUUAUAUAUAUAUAUAUAAUAUAUAUAAAUUAAUUUAUUAAAUCUUUUUUAUUUAAUUUUUAUUUUACCAAAUUAUUGAUUAGUGGCAAUCUUACCACAUCCGAUCAGGAAAAGUAAAGGAAACUAGUCAACUUCAGAGCAAUCCAAAAAAGAAAGACCUGUAAUCCAGCAACACUACAGCACCCACAAACCAAUUGCUUAAUAAGCACCCAAUUACCUUAAUUUUACAGAGUAAUGUCAGUGCUGGAUUUCCAACACAACUCUAAUCAAACCAACCCAUGCACAAAAAACUCCAAUGUGCAAUUCUUAAUUACAUCAAUUGAUCAGUCUGUUGCCAAGUCCCUGUUAAAUUGUCACAACAUGAAAUAUGCUAGGUACACACAAUAUCCUGUAUGGGAAAGUAAGUUUGUGAACAGAACAGUACUGGCCUUGAUUGGACUGGAUCCGGAGCAGCACACACUGUCGCGUGACGCACUGGUCAGCACCUCCUCUCUCUCUCUCUCUCUCUGUCUCCUCCUUCUUGUCUCUCACAUGACAGGAGAACAAAGGAAACAGACAACAAUUUAGUAUUUCAUGCAUACCUAUGUUCACAUUCGUGCUAAGAAAUAAGCAAACAGCUGAACUCAGGAAUAUUAUAAAUAGCGCAAUAACAUUUUAUUUUAUUUAUUUAUUUAAUUAUUAUUUUUAAUCUGUCAACAUAUCUCUCAUUUAUAAAUUCAAUAGAUCUCAAUCAAAUAGUUUCAUAGUCAAGCAACAGCCACUUAUCAAACAGAAUACUUUAUCCGUGUGUAUUCAAAGUCUCCUCCCUUUUCACAUCCCUGCAGCACUAAGUCUGCGUGUCACAGCAGCUCAGUGCAGGCAGGGGAGUGGCAUAUUUGCUCUACGUAACUCUAAACUCAUAAAAUCCCAUGCAUGCGCAGCUCAUUCACCAGUGCGAUUUCAAAGCGAGAGGAGUUCUCCCAAGCAGCUCUCUCCAAGCUAAACAACAGAAAGCAGACAGACCAGCUGUCCCUCCGUUAUUUCCAACACAGACAAACAGUAACACUUAACAAAACUCACAAACCAACACAGAACAUAGAACACAAAUCCUACUUCGAAGUUUCUUAUCUUCACUUAUUCUAAUCUGCAGAUAUAUAGUUAUUUUCUUAUCCAUUACAAAUAAUCGUCCUCCCAGGGGCUCAUAAUUUUUUAACAAUUAUUAAACGUUCUCGCUAAUGGAGACUCAUAUAAGGUUUUAAGCUUAACUAACAUAUUUCCUAACAAAAAACUAAAACCCCUGUUGUCAUAGCCUUAGUCGACACACAGCAGAGACCUCCCCAUUUACACACACACAUAGGCUCUCUCACUCACACAAUUCAACAAGAAUGCAUCCGUUCAUACAAUACACUAAGCAUGCUACCGUCGCUCCUUAUUUCUCAUUGUUCCUUCCUAAAUUUCUGCUACCUCGAGUUGCAGAUAUUCAAUGAGAGGUUACUUCGAACACAUACCUCGUCAACUAUAUGUCGAGAGGUAAUGUACAAUUAAAUGUAUCUUCCACAAACUCACAGUUCCCAGAACUGACCCGAAAGUCAACCUAGUGACUCUCCUAGGAUUUAUGGCCCAUCUUAAUGAUCGCCUCGUUUGAGGGCUUCCUUAAAUCAGCGACGUCCUAAAAGUAUACUUUUUCCUUAUUUCCUGGCCUUAUUCUUUCAUGCUAUUCCUGGACACUCCUUUUAAUUUUAUUCAAGCCAAAUAUCUGUGUGCCCAGUGUUAACAAUUCCUAUAGACACUCCCCCCUGUUUGCGUUGUUCCCAACGCAAACAAAUUUAGAAAUUUAGAACGGAUUCUCAUCACACAGCAAAUAACAGCAAAGCGCACACACAAGUCCUUUGACGGUACAUCUCCUCAACGCACACACACAGCACACAAACUGACCAGCGCCCAAAGUUGUGAGAUAGCUCACCGUAUCUGCAUGCCUCUUGAGCGGGAGUCACUUCGUAGCCCAUGAAUGGAAUGCUGAGAAAAGACGCAACACGUCCCAAAUCCUUGUCGCCAUUCUGUGGUGUCAAGACAACAAUGCUGAUAUGCUGUGAUGACAAGAAAUCCGCUGACACUGUCCUUGAUUAUAAUGGUUUAUUACAUCAAAGAUUACAGUAUCAAUUUACAGACUCCUGCAGAAAUCCGGAGAACAACUGACCCAAUCUCUAAUAUGUUAUUCCCCCGUCCUUUGUUCAAAACAUGGUAUUUAUAUCCUAUGUAACAUAAGAUGGCUGGUUUUUGAUAGACCAAUCCCUGGCCUCCACAUAUCUCCAAAUGUCCUCUAUUCCAAGAAGCCUAUGUAGUAAUGCUUUCCAGAUGUUUCAGCAAAGCAGAGUAAAGUUCAUCUAUCACACCAUUUGCAAACGUCAGCAAAAUCAUAGACUUUCAGAUACUACAAUAGAAACACAUUCAUGGAUGUACAGGUCCUUUGGACAAGAGUUCAGAAAUGAAUGUGAUAUUUGAGACCUCUCUCUCACCAAUUGAUUGUACAAUGUACACACAUGAUUUCAGUUUGUGAGUGUGUGAUCUGGGGGUUAUACAUGCUUAUUUUGACAUUAUAAAGAAAAACGUUCAUAAACAAUGGCAACUAUGUUGAUACUGCCAUGUUCAUCUAAGCCUUGCUGUAGGAAAACCACAACAGUGUUCGACAUUUUCGGCUGUCGCAGAUGCACCUCCCCUGACUUCUCUUGUCGACAUCCGUCUACAGUCGGCUACGUUAGCCUUACAACUCAUGCGCCCAUUAACCAUUUUUGGUUCCAGUGGAACCCUUUCACUAAUACAAUGUUAUACAUUCUUAGUAGAACCUGUUUCACCACCAAAGGGUUCUACCUGGAACCAGAAAGGGUUCUCCUAUGGGGACAAACAAUUUUUAUAUAAGAUAAGAACAUCAAGAAGUCCAUGUAAGUGAAUAUUAACAUAGAUUUUUACAGGUAUUCGAUCAGAUCUGAAAUGUGAGACUUGACUGGAUAGUGACACAUAUUUUCUCUUCCUCACUCUCCCUAUCGUAUUUUUAAGAGACGUCCUGGGCACCGUUGGCAUGAAAACCCCGAUUAACUACUCCCCUCUGGAACCCCUACUGCACCAAGACACAGUGGACCAACUGGAACAGGACUGCCUGAACACUGUCAGGGUAAAAUCACACUGCUUUUAAAGUGCAAUUCAACCUCAUAUUCAUUAUCUCCAGCACUAUACUAGUGUCUACAUGUGUGAAAAUGUCGCAUCUCUUUGAUCUGUGGUUAAAAAGAUAAGAAGAAAGGUACUAAAAAAUGCUUCUCUGUUACAUCACAGGGGUAGGAUUAAAAGUAAGAAAAACUGUGAUUUUCAAAACGUGUUUCUAGUCACUUUACCCUGCCUUCAUGUACAUAUCUACCUCAAAUACCUCAUACCCCUGCACAUUGAUCUGGUACUGGUACUCCCUGUAUAUAGCUCCAUUCUUGUGCAUUUUAUUCCUCUUGUGUUACUAUUUUUCUUUUUAUUAUACAUUUUAACUCUGCAUUGUUGGGAAGGGCUCAUAAGCAAGCAUUUCACGGUUAAGUCUACACCCGUUGUAUUCGGCCCAUGUGACAAAUACAAUUUUAUUUCAUUUUAUUUGGAGGACAUUUUCUUGCACCCCAAGUCACCGCAAAUCACAUAGUGUUUGAAAAUCAUUGUUUUUAAAAUGUUUUGACUUUUGAUGAUGUCAUCGGGUAGAACUUUUUUACUUCAUAUAUCUUUCUACAAUACAUAGACAUGCGCCAUUUUCACAUAUGUAGAGACUGGUACUGUGAUGGAGAUAAUGAAAAUUAGGUUGAAAAGUGGUGGAAUUGCCCAUUUAAUACUGAACACUGUCAGGGGAAAUAAUUCCCAUUUACCGAGGUAAUGGUUCUGGCGCUAAUCUAGUAGUAAUGAAACUGCCCAUACUUGUCUCUUGGGUAGGCAAUGGACUUUAUGGUUGUGUGUGUUCUGUUGUUUAUUGCAGGAGAAGGUGUCCACAGAGCUCACUCAGGUUCUGGAUGAGGAGGAGAGACGGUGGGCCCAAACGCUGCAUAUAGAAGAGUACCAGUCCAAUCUGGCCCGCUCUGUCAUCCAGGUCUGUCACAUUAUCACUCAGGUGACCUACAGUAGAUAUGUAGGUCACCAUUGGACAUUGUGGCAAACAACUCUAAGACAUUUGUAAAUCUCCCAUUAAUGUAGGAGUGACCUAUUUCGGAUGGUUGGAUUUUGAAGUUCCUGCUCUGAUCAGUGUCUGUGUGUGGUUGUUACAGAGACUGAAGGUCGACCUGGACAGAUCCACAGCUGUAAGCCAGUUUCUGGGGGCCAGGGUGGCCCGUUGCAAUCUCAAUGGACUGUCUGACUUCCUAUACAGGUGAGGAGAAGAUGUGCUUAUAAAGACAUGGACAAUGAGUUCAAUCAACAACCUCCAUGUGAAUCAAUAUAUGGAUUUAAUUUUAUAAUGUUACUGUGUCCAGUUUCCAGAGAAAGGUGGAGAUGUUCCAUGAGACCCAGGCUGAGUUUGGGGACCGGGGUGAUGGAUACGUUUCCAGGACCAUCGCUCUGGUCAACUGCUGCCCGCCUCUCAGGUAGAUACCAAGACAGAGAAGUAAUCUCCUGUGGCAACUGUGUUAACUGAUGCUCCAUUCAAAUGCUCAUCAGAAACUUGUAUAUUCCAGUUGGUGAAGUGGUAAAUGAAACAAGAGAACGAUCAAGGAGUUAGCGAGUUAAUCCAGUUAGCUAGCUAACAUUGCUCACAAUUUAGUUAGUUUGCUAUCUUGCUAAAGUUGACAAGUUACAUUUUAAUUAUCACAUGCGCCGAGUACAACAAGUGUAGACUUUACCAUGAAAUGCUUACUUACAAGCCCUUUCCCAACAAUGUAGUUAAAAAGUAAGACAAUUAGCAAAUAGAUAAAAAAAAAAAAAUUGUAACACAAGAAAAUAACACAAGAAAAUAACAAUAACAAGGCUAUAUACAUUUUACAUUUUAGAACAUAUACAAGGAGUAACGGUACCGAGUCAGUGUACUGGGGUACGAGGUAGUUGGGGUGAAUGAUUGAGGUAAUAUGUACAUAUAGGUUUGGUUAGGUGAUUGAUUGAAGUACUAUGCACAUGUAGGUAGGGGUGAAAAGCAGAAAGUCUGGGUAGCCAUUUGAUUAACUGUAACUGUAAUUUUUAGGGCCUUCCUCUGACACCGCAUGGUAUAGAGUUCCUGGAUGACAGGGAGCUCGGCCCCAGUGAUGUACUGGGCCAUACGCACUACCCUCUGUAGCGCCUUGCUGUCGGGUGCUGAUUAGUUGCCAUACCAAGUGGUGAAUCAGCCAGUCAAGAUGCUCUCAAUGGUGCAGCUGUAGAACUUUUCGAGGAUCUGAGGGCCAAUGCCAAAUCUCUUCACCCUCCUGAGGGGGAAGAGGCAUUGUCGUGCCCUUUUCACGACUGUGUUGGUGUGUUUGGACCAUGAUAGGUCAUUAUCAGAGGAACUUGACGUGCUCUGCCCUCUGUUUCCUGUAGUCCACGAUCAGCUCAUUUGCCUUGCUGUCGUUGAGGGAGAGGUUGUUGUCCUGGCACCACACUGCCAUGUCUCUUACUUCCUCCCUCUAGGCUGUCUCAUCGUAGUCGGUGAUCAGGCCCACCACCGUCGUGUUGUCGGCGAACUUAAUGAUGGUGUUGGAGUCGUGUGCGGCCACACAGUCGUGGGUGAACAGGGAGUACAGGUGGGGGCUAAUGACAGGAGGACCCUGUGUUGAGGGUCAGUGUGGCAGAUGUUUUUGCCUAACCUUGUCAGAAAGUCCAGUAUCCAAUUGCAGAGGGAGGUGUUUUAUCCCAGGGUCCUUAGUUUAGUGAUGAGCUUGGAGGGCACUAUGUAGUCAAUGAACAGCAUUCUCACAUAGGUGUUAUUUUUGUCCAGGUGGGAAAGGGCAGUGUGGAGUGCAAUAGAGAUUGCAUCACCUGUGGAUCUGUUGGGGCGGUAUGCGAAUUGGAGUGGGUCCAGGGUAUCUGGGAUGAUGGUGUUGAUGUGAGCCAUGACCACACUUUCAAAGCAUUUCAUGGCUACAGAUGUGAGUGUUAUGCGGCGAGUCAUUUAGACAGGUUACCUUGGCGUUCUUGGGCAUGUGGACUAUGGUGGUCUGCUUGAAACAUAUGGGUAUUACAGACUGGGUCAGGGAGAGGUUGAAAGUGUCUGUGAAGACGCUUGCCAGCUGGUCAGCGCAUGCUCUGAGUACGCAUCCUGGUAAUCCGUCUGUCCCUGCAGCCACAUCAGAUGAGGGUCAGAGCCGGUGUAGUAGGAUUCGAUCUUUGUCCUGUAUUGACACUUUGCCAGUUUGAUGGUUUGUCGGAGGCUGUAGGGGGAUUUCUUAUAAGCAUUCGGAUUUGUGUCCUGCUCCUUGAAAGCAGGAGCUCUAGCCUUUAGCUCAGUGCAGAUGUUGCCUGUAAUCCAUGGCUUUUGGUUAAGGUAUGCAUGUAACGUCACUGUGGGGACUAUUGAAGCCGGUGACUGAUGUGGUAAACUCCUCAAUGCCAUCGGAUGAAUCCCGGAACAUAUUCUAAUCUGUGCUAGUGAAACAGUCCUGUAGCUUAGCGUCCGCUUCAUCGGAUCACUUCCAUAUUGAGCACAUCACUGGUACUUCCUGUUUGAGUUUUUGCUUGUAAGCAGGAAUGAAGAGGAUGGCGUUAUGGUCAGAUUUGACAAAUGCAGGGCGAGGGAGAGCUUUGCAUGCGCCUCUGUGUGUUUUUUUGCCUGAGACAUGCUGGUAGAAAUGAGGUAAAACGGAUUUCAGUUUCCCUGCAAGUCCCCAGCCAUUAGGAGCACCGCAUCUGGAUGAGCAUUUUCUUGUUUGCUUCUGGCCCUAUACAGCUCGUUGGGUGAGGUCUUAGUGCCAGAAUCGGUCUGUGGUGGUAAAUAGACAGCUACGGAAAAUAUAGAUGAAAGCUCUCUUGGUAAAUAGUGUGGUAUACAGCUUAUCAUGAGGUAUUCUAACUCAGGCAAGCAGAACCUUGAGACUUCCUUAAUAUUAUUGAUCACGCACCAACUGUUGUUGACAAAGAGACAACAUGGUCAAACGAGGUUAUCCACAUUAUUAAGGUUGUAAAUGGUUCAAUGUUUUUUCCAUGUCAGAAAUACGAGUUUCAGAUCAUUCUGACACUACCUGAACUCACCAACAGUGUUUGCAUUCCACUUUUUGUGUAGAUCCUUUGUACAGCGUUGCAGGCAGUGUGACCCACAGAGCAGUGAGGAGUCCACACAGAGAGCUAACUCCUCCCUGGACAGGAUUGUUAACCAAUCAGUGAGAGUUCUGACGGAAAGACUAUUUGAGCACAUCAGGGUGAGGCAAUGUGCUUUUAAAAUGUAUCUUCCUUUGUUAGGGCGCAAAUAAAUGUUUCCUUACAAUUUAUCGACAUAAAACAUAAAUGUAUCUAAACAGUCCUUCCCCAAUAAACAACUUGCCAAUUCCACACUCAUACAUGACUGAUCAAACACAAACACACAUGCUCUAACGUUAACACAGAUGUGCAUUUUGCAAUAGGAGCAUAAUGUGAGUCAACUUCAUGUGAGUCAAAGCUGUGUAUUUCUGUUCCAGCCGUUCUUUGACAAGCUGGUGAAGAGGAAGUGGCUAAACAACACUGAGGCCUUUGAGGCCAUCGAAGCAAGCGUCAAACAACACUUUAAGAAGUUCAGAAGAAUGGACUGCCCACCUUAUCAGGUAUCCACCAAUGACCACAUACCUAACACAUGAUAACAUGUUGCGAUAAAUAUUUGCCCUUUCUAUCCCAAUAUGUUUAGUUUAUCAACAGUUAUGUUGCGAUUGAGGGACUGAAUGUUUGAGUGGUUGACUGUUUGAUUGACAGAUACUGGUGGAGGAGGUACACAGGCGGGUUCUGGUGGAGUAUGUGCGUGCGAUCAUGCGAGGACGGGUCAUCUGCACAUCAUCGAAGAUGAGGAAGAGGAUGGCGUUCCGACUGCAGGACGAGGCCAAGCAGCUCAAAGGGCUCUUUAAAGACCUGGUCAGUCAUCCCUCUGAUUUACGGUCGUAAUGACCACAAAGAACUAUCUGAACACGAUAAGAUGAUUUAGCUUAACACUCCCAACAACUGUUUUGUAAACCCAAAUAACCCUUUAUGGUCCUAGAUAGUACCUUUUAUUCUAAGAAUGUAGGACUACAAAUCUUGAUGGAUGAUUUUGGUGCAUGAUGUUGGUGUUAAUGUCUAUGGGUAUGUCCACACAGAGCUUUUGUGUCAGAAAAUUAUGGAUUGAGCCUAUCUGUUGAUGGCUGAUGGACAACUGAGAUGAUUGACCUUUGUACUUAUGCAACUUGUCCAUGUCAAUUGUUUUACACAUUUUUAUGAUUACUUAUCUUAUAUAAUAUUUCCACUCUCAGGAGUCAGGAUCCUCUUGGCUGGACAGUGUUCUCGCUCACCUGGCUGAUAUCAUUCUCCUGGAGGACACUCCAUCCAUCCAGAUGGAGGUUGCUGUUCUUGUGAAAGAGUUUCCAGACAUACGGUAAGGGUUUUCAUAAUUUUGGAGAAUACAGUAUAGCGCAAUGUUUUGAAAGUCCAGAGUUGGAAAAUAAUGGUAUACAGUGAACAAAUUUGGCAAGUGUCAUUAAUUGGUUGCCAUUUCCUAUAUACUCUAUGCCACAGUUCCCAGAACCUACAUGCCACGGUGCAGUUUCACAAAGUGCUGUUUUUGACGUGUGGAUAAAGGUAGCCAAAUUUAAUUCCAUGUAUAGACUUUCUUUUGACACAAUGGGUCAAAACAAGGGAAAUAAGCAUGGGAACAUACCAUUAUUAACCCUUUACACUCCUACCUGUAUACUGGUUGAAAAUGGCAAAUUUGGGCACUGAUAAAUGGCUAAAUUGGAACGCAGUGGCUGUAAAGUAACAAGCUAUACAUGACGUCAGAGCUCUGGCUCUGCGCUUAACAACGCUGUAUGAGUUUUGACUGACAGCCGUUCUGAACUUGAUCACCUUGCACAACAAGAAGUUGCCCGCAUCCCUCCCACUAAUUGGGCAACUUUUGCAAAUGUUCUGUUGUCUGAGUGAGGGAAAUGCUGUAAAUUAAGAGGACUCUAUGUAUUUUGAAAGAUGAGAUGUUGAGGAUUAUAAUAAAUACCGCUUUGAUAUCAUACAAGCAAGCCAAACACCCGUGAUUCCAAAUGUGCACUUCAUAUUUCCAUAUCAUAAAAGUAAUGUCAUAUACAGCGUCAACGUUUAUGAUCAUUAUGUUUGAUGUACAGUUACAGGAUGACAUGGCGUCAUACCCUGGUUUGUUCUGAACAGAAUGAGUAGAUAUGUUUGUCUAUUGUGAAGAAAAGUAGCACGGAUCACGCACCAAAAUUAUGUUUCCCUGAAUUGCAUUGUGAAAGCCUAACACUGUAAUAUCGUAUUUUAUAACCUAGCUAGUCAUGUUGGCAAAAGAACAAGCUUUCAAAUGAUGCCCACCUGGCCCAGAUUGCAAUUUAUAAUGGACCGUUCUUGGAUAGCAUAAACAACAACAACAGUAAUUGUGUGAUGGCGGGGAUGCAGGGUUGUGUUCCAAACAAAACAACUACAUUUGUGCUCGCUCUAGUUCCUCAACGGCACAGCUAGGAGAGCAAAAAAAAGCACCUUAUAGUUGAAGACUCUACUUUGAGUCAUAAGUGCAUUGAAAUGACUUAGGAACUUUGCACACUUCGGAGAGGUGUGUGGCCACUUAGAGACACCAGUUAGUCCUCUCACUCAAACCCUUGUAAUUUGUUUUGUCUUAUGUUGCACCUACCCCACAUUUUCCAGGAAUAUUCUUAUCAUAUUACUGAAUGUAUCCAGAGUAUUGUCAGAUAUCGUUAUCAACAAAUGCGACGAAAAGUACAGUAAAUGUAAAAUGCACAUAAAAUCAACAGUGUAAUGUUUGGAUUCAGUCUUGUGUAGGUGAACUGUUGCGUCCUCACCUUUUGUCCUAAUAAUUUUCCCAAACUCUCCAAACUGUUCCCUUUCAAUUGCUACCAUGCUUCAUAUUUCUUCUGUAAGAAACAUUUCAAUUUAGCCCUAUCCAUAUAGGCCAAUUCCCAUGAGUGUAAAGGGUUUAUUCUUGGAGAGGACAAAGGGGCUGUUUUGAGUGACAGAGGCUGGAGGGUCCCACAAGGUCCCAGGCCCCUUGUUGUUUGUGUGUUUCGUGGGGUCAGCUGAUGGCUGGCUAGCUGGCAGCGUAACCAAUGUGUGACGCAUGACCCGUGGCCAGCCAGACGGGAAGCUGCUGCAGAGUACUUCCUGUUCCUGCCACCCUGCGGGACACAGUCUGGUGCCACGCUCUGGAAUCAAAGGAGGGAGCAGGAGCAGGUCAAGACGACCUGGACACAUGUUAACUCACUCAGGCACAAGGAGUCCCUGCAAGCAGCACUCUUUUGUUUUCUUACUCACCGCUUGUAUUUUCAGAGAUCAAAGUCUGCCGUCCACCACUGAGACUCCCCCAUAUGUCCAGUUGGGGUGAAAUAUAAUUACUUUUUUAUCAAUAGAUCAACUGAACAUAAUAAGUCAUGGUCCUUUGCUCUACAACAUGAUUGAAUCAUGAAGCUGCCUGAAACCACCGAAACACACCAACACCGGGCUCUGUCUUCCCUCCCUCUCUUUCCUCUCUCUCUCUCCCUCAUCCUCCCGCAGGAAGAAGCACAUCUCCACCCUGCUAAACGUGCGGGGGAUGAUACGUCAGGCGGAGCGCCAGGAGAUCCUGAACGUGGUCCGAGACUUUGAGAGCAGAGACAGCUCUACCCUACUAUGUAGGGAUCACGCCCUCUUCUCGGACAUCCCUGUCACCUCCGAGGUACACUGCAUCAACCUGGGCCUCAUCCGUGUCACCAUGACCCUCGCCAACUGGUUCUCCGAGGCCCGGCUUCGACGACACCGCAAGAGAAGCCCCAGGAACAGAACCACGCUCCCACCGGAACCCAUGACAGAGGAUAUGGAUGAUGAUUGA
Coregonus sp. 'balchen' is the source of this 24751-nucleotide messenger RNA. The record is from the annotation of a GenBank genome assembly. Lineage: Eukaryota; Metazoa; Chordata; Actinopteri; Salmoniformes; Salmonidae.